CAACAACAAGUUUUGAUAGACUCUUUAUGACACAUUAUACAUUAUAAUGGAUAUUGCUAUUAACUUAACAUUAUGGAAUCAUUAUAUAAAAUGGUCUAAUUUAAUUAAUAAAUUAUUCUCAUUACUACUUAAAUGACUUAAUUUAAAAAAAAAACAAGAAAAAAACACAACAUUCAUUGAAGAUGAUUGUCCUGUUUAACAAAUGAUCAAUUAUCAUUAUUACUAAACAACAUGUAACAUAAUAAGGAAAAAUGAUUGUACAACAGCAAUAACAACAACAACAAUGGCAAAAACAAAAAAUGAGAGAUAAAAACAAGAAGAAAAGAAUCAAAUUUGAUUAGAUUAAUCUUUCGUCUUACUGUUUUGUUUUGUUAUUUUUUUGUUGUUGUUUUUAUUUACCGGUGAAAUGUGGAUAUUUAUUAAUAAACUAUUCAUAUGGUUUCUUUUGAAAAUAAUCAUAAUUAUGGAUGUAUUACCUUUAAUGGUUUACAAUUAUUCUAAUCAUUUAUGUAAAAUAAAACAAUUUCAAAUACCAGUGAAUAAAGACUCAUCAAAUAUAUUGAAUCUUAAUGAACAAAAUCAUGCUACAUUUCAUUUUAACACAGAUGGGAUAGAUGAAAAAAUAUUUUUCGAGUUUCGAACACGUAAAGAAAAUCAAAUAAUGUUUAGCUUUGAAUUAACCAGCAUAUUGACGCAACAUACAAAGAUGAAAGUUGAUUCUUAUCUGCUUGGUUACUUAUUAGAUGGAGCAUUGGUUGUGAAUCUGUUUAACCAUUUUUCAGAAAAACGUCCUUAUUUAAACCAUGCAAACACUCAAAAGAUCAUUUCCUGUAUAUCUGAUUAUGACACUUGCGCUGACACACAAUGGCAUCAAAUUCUAUUGACGAUAAAAAAGAAUGAUAUAUUACUUGUACUUGACAGUCAACCUCAAGUCAAAUUAAAUCCAUUUGGUCAAGAUGGAUUAAUUACUAUAAGAGUUAUGCACUUGGGAGGAAGUUUUUUGAAUACUUCAAAAGAAACGUUUACACGAUAUAAUCCAAGUAUCGGGAAUCUAACAAAUUUUAGAGGUUGCUUUCAAUCGAUUAUUUAUAAAAGUGGAGAAUUAUUUAUUCCAUUAUUAAUUACAAAAAACACAAAAUAUAUUCAAUCUCAACUACCAAUUCAAUCUAAUUUACGUAAUUGUGAUUACAAGUUAUUACAACGAAACAUAAAUAUAGAUCAUUCAAAAGUAAACAGUUAUGUAUCAUUUACUAAACCAGGUAGUUAUUUAAGAAUCACAGGAUGGAAAGUUGUACUUCAUGGUGAAAUCACAUUUAUUUUACGUACAACUACUCUUAAUGGAUUAAUUAUUUAUAGUAAUUCUAUAAAUGAAUAUGAAUUAUUUCCAAAAAAUAUUAAUGAACCAAAUUUAUUAGAAAAUAUUCAUGAAGUCAAACAAACUGGUUACGAUAUAUUUGCUUUAGAAUUACGUUUAGGAAGAUUACAUUUUUUAUUAAAUACUGGAUCAGGUAUUGUUCAACCAGAAUUUGAUAGAAAAUAUUUUGAAUCAGAAAGUAAAGGUUUUAUUUCCGAUGGAAAAGAACAUUCUAUUCAAAUUGUAUUCGAUGAAGGAGAUUUAAUAAUAAAUGUUGAUGGUGAAAACUUUGUAACACAUGGUACAGGAAUUAAAACAUAUAAAUACUUGAAUUUGAAUGAAUACUUUUAUAUUGGAGGUCUUCCUGAGUCAGUGCGUCAAAUUAACUCAUUUAUAUCGCCUGAAGUAUGGUCAGCGCAAUUAAGACAAGAUUUUGUUGGAUGUUUAGGUGAAUUCAUUGUAAAUAAACGCUUAUGGGAUAUCGAUUUAGAAAGGCGACCAUGUUGGUCUAAGCCAUUUGUGGAAAAUGGAUGUAAAUUGUCUUCAUCAAUAGAUUUUUGUACAGAUAAACCAUGUAGAAAUAAAGGUCAAUGCACCUCUAGUUGGAAUAUUUAUGAAUGUGAUUGCAGCAACACUAAUUUUAGUGGAAAAACAUGUACAGAAAAUCCUAUUAUUGUUAGCUUUGAUGGAUUUCAAUGGUUAUGGAUAAAAUUCAGUCCAUUACCUAUUCAAUCAUCCGUUGAAGAAUUGACUUUAAGAUUUAGAACUAAAUAUGAAGAUGGAUUUCUGCUAACUACACGAAGUUCUAUUUUGUCAGCACCAGAUUGUUUAGAAUUGAAAAUUAUUUCUGGCUAUUUAUCGUUAAUAUAUAAUUUAGGUGCAAUAGAUAAUAUUUACCAUAACCCGGUGUAUAUAGCUGACGAUCAAUGGCACACUGUAAAAAUUUAUAGAAGACAAAAUGUUCUCAACUUCUCCGUUGAUAAUUUAUUUCAAACUUUUGACAUUCCAAAAGAUGGUCGUUAUCUUUCACAUCGCCAUUUAAUCCUUGGCAAUUCUGAAGAUUCUCUAACAAACCAGUUGAUAGACACACCGACACAAUUUAAUCACAACAUCAAACAGAUAAACAAUUUGAAUGUUCAUGUUUUCAUUGGUUACAUAAUGGUUUUCCUAUUUAAUGGAGUCGACUUUUUACGAACUGCGCAAAAUUUAAAACAUGAUCCUAGUUUAUACAUUUGGAAAGAUAAACUAGAUAUUACAGCUACUCAAAGUAAUUAUGAACCAAAUCAUGAGUUACCAUUAACAUUUAACAAUAAAGAUUCUAACAUUGAAAUUCAACUUGAACAUUCUACAAGUGAAUUUAUCCUGGGAAUGUGGAUAAAAUGGAAGAAAUAUGGUACAGUUCUCUUUCUUCAAGAUGGUUUCCGUCAGAAUUUAAUUCUAGAAUCAAUUGAUGGUAAACUACAAUUGAUACACAUGAAUAAAGAUCAAGCUGAGAAAUAUUCCAUUGGUGAAAAUCAAAGAGUGGUUGUAAGAGAAUGGUAUCACAUCGAAGUCAUCAAACAAGAAUCAACUAAAUUAAUACAUAUUCGGGUCAAUAAUCAAUCGACAAUUGUCAAAAUGAAUAUUUCAAAUUAUUUUGCUUUGAAAACAAUAAAUAUUGGAAGUUUAUCUACAAGAAAUUCAAACUACGAUACAUAUAGUAACUACAUGCAAAGAACAACAGGAUUUCAAGGUUGUGUAGCAUCUUUUUCAUUCAAUUAUUCCACUGAUUAUGAUCAGUCAUCAUUAAAUAUUAAAUUAAAUAACACAACACCAUCAAGGUACCAUGUGAACUAUUUAUAUUCGAAUGAUACGCAAAAAGUUAGUUUGCACAAUAUACAAAUGGGAUGCCACUUUGCAGACAGUAAACAUCUAGAUCUGUAUCAGUGUUCAGAGAAUCCAUGUCGCUUCAAUGGAAUUUGCAUGCAACAGUGGAAUUCUAUAACAUGUGAUUGUAGUUUGACUGGUUUUACUGGAAAGUUCUGUGAUAAAGCCGGAACAUCAGUUCGCCUAUCAGAAUUCCCUAAAAGAUAUGCUGUUUUUGAACUGAAUUCACCUCAGAAUACCACAUUAGAUAAACUGGCAUUCGGGAUACAAAUAACUAAUCCUGGUACAAUGUCAUUAAUACACAUCCAAGGUCAAGGUCAGUCCCCAGACUUCAUACAGUUAUCUGUAUUACACAAUAAGGAUCAACUUAAUCUUCAUGUACGGUUUAAUAUGGGUGGGGGAACUCAAACACUAUUCCAACCAAAUGUGAAUUUUAAUGAUGGACAUUUUCAUAUAGUUCAAUUUAUACGACAAGAAGCUAAAAGUAUAUUGUUAGUUGAUUUUCAACAUGAAAUCACAAAACUAACAGAAGAUCAAAACAAUAAACAUUUCAAUUUGUUAAAACGAAUAUAUUUUGGUGAAGCAUCAAAAAUGAAAGAAAAGCUGUCAGUAAAUAACAAUAGUGAAUUCACAUCGAGAAAAGGAUUUGAAGGAUUUAUUACCGGUUUGAAUUUAAACAAUAUCAACUUGAUAGACCUUUUAUAUGGAAAUAUGGUUCCUGGAAUAUAUUUAAAAACUCGAGAGAAUAUUGAACUUAAUCCAAAUUUUAAACCGAAUAUGAAGAAAUUACAUGCUCAUAGCAAAAGGUAAGUUCACUUGAAUAUCUUGAUCUCUUUAGUUAAUUGAUAAAAGGUGACCUGAUUCGCCUCAUAAUAUAUACGUAUACAUAGUAACUGUCACUUGUUUUAAACGACGUUAAAAUUUGGUUUGGUUUGAUUUCUCGUUUAUUUUUCAUAGAUUAGGACACCAUCAGAAUGAUAGCGUUUUUAAACUAUUCAGACAUAUGUUUUAAGCAGUUAUUAAAUAAAUAAAUUAAACUUGAAGCUUUAUUUGUAAAACUGAAAUAUUGAGUGUAAAUGAACUUAAGACUUAAUCAUCCGAUAUAAAGCUUUUCUCAAACUAUGAUUUAUUAGUUCAUUAAUAAUUACAAAACUGUAUAUUUAGAAUUGUUUAUCAAAAUGACGAUUUAAACUCGUAAUUUAAAUUAUUAUCAACUGACGUCUAUUGACUAUCAGUUGUCAAGCAAAUGAAAAAAUGAACAGGAAUCGUCAACAGACAAAUAUCUUUAUUUGAAAACUAAUUGAUUAUUCAUUUAUGACAAAUUAUACUUGAUUGGAUUUAAAUACAAACAUAAUUUGAUAACGUUUUUCUUACUCAUUUCAAGUUUGUAAAGGGAACCCACUGGAUGAAAUAUUAGCUGCACUUUACAUGUCAACUUAUUUUCUGGUCGAAUAUAAAACAGUGGCGUAUGUAGAUUUUUUGUACACUAUGUAACGUGAGGCAUGACUAAAGUAGUGUAUCUAUUUUUGAAUACAUUUCAAAUAUCGUUCCAGGAAUUCGAGGUACAAAAUGUUAACUGAAAUAAUCUCAAAGUCGAACAGAGAUAAGACACGCUAUGAAGUUUUGUGUAGUGCUAAACAUAAGUAAAUCCUCUUGGACUAUUUUUAUUAUUUCUUUAUUCAAUAAAAACUCAUGUAUUUUCAAAUCCAGUAAUCUACAUGUCAGUUCAUUAAAAAAAUACGAAAGAGUCCAUAAUGUCUCCAUUAAACCAACUAUUACCUUCAACAAAUUAAUAAAGAGUUUUGUAAAUUUAUUUUCUGUAUGCUAGAAUACAGACAUGAUGUUCAGUUUGUUUCUCAUUAGUUAGAGUUUAAAAUAUGCAAAGCAAAUAAACAGUCAAUUAACCUUCCGUCAACUUAAACAAAAUUUUUGGUUGAGAUCAUGAACUGAUUAAUGUUAAACCAGCAUUUAAAUCCUGAAAGCCCGCAAUUUCGUGGAUUGGUUGAGGUUAGACAAUAAUACCAACUCAGUGGUCUAGAGGUUAAGCAUUCGCGCGCGAGACUGAAGGCCCUGGGUCUGAUUCCCACAGGCGGGAUCGUGGAUGUACACAGCUGAUGAGUCCUGCAAAAGGACAAAACGGCUGUCCAAUGCUUCCAGGUUUUCAGUGCUGAUCUAAUAUCAUUCAGUUCAUGAUCUCAUUCAAAAAUCUAAUAAUAUCCACAACCCUAUACUGCUAUACGAAAUUAUUGAAUACAAGUGACUUUCGUGGAGAUAAGCAUUUUACUGGCCACACCACCAUGGUGGAUAUAUGUAAGUUAAUUAGUACCUUACGAUUUUUGAUUAAUCCACCUAAAGUUCAAACUAAAUAAAUUAUGUUUCUGCUGAACUAUAAAAAGAUAAUCAAGAUCUUGUUCUUCGAGAUGAUUGAUCAUAAUAUUACAACUGAAUUUACUAACAUACUCCUUACAAAUUAAAUUAAAAGUAAAACUACUUUGCUUGAAGGAUGAUUUCUGAUUGAUACAUGAGGUUGACAGGAUUAUUAUUAUUAUUAUUACUUUAACACAUAGAUAUUGGUACAAGGAGGCAC
Schistosoma curassoni is the source of this 5807-nucleotide messenger RNA. Lineage: Eukaryota; Metazoa; Platyhelminthes; Trematoda; Strigeidida; Schistosomatidae. The record is from the annotation of a GenBank genome assembly.